Molecule: messenger RNA, 1218 nt
Organism: Acanthosepion pharaonis
Lineage: Eukaryota; Metazoa; Mollusca; Cephalopoda; Sepiida; Sepiidae
Source: the annotation of a GenBank genome assembly
AUGCUUUGGUUGGAAGCAGGUUCGAAGAUUGGAGACAGAUUCCUCGCUUGCAGCUUCUUUUUUUUUUUUUAUUGGGGUAUCCGAUCUCCAUUCCUUUUCGUAAACUUUCCACCUCUUUCACGCCAUUUCCUUUUCUUACGCUUCCUCCUUCCCUCUCUUUUCGCCAAUUGUUCCUCCCUCUCAUUCCUUUCUUCUCUUAGCAUUCCUUUACAGUUUCCUUCUAUUCUCCUUCUUUCUUUUUCUUCCUCCUCUUUUCUCCUUUUUCUUUCCCCUCUUUUUUUCUCUUCGCCAUCUUCCUUUUCUUACUCUUGGGGACCUUUCCUUCUCCUCUCUCUUCGCCAUUCCUUUUCCUUUUUCUCUUCUUCCUCCCUUCUCUCUUUUCUCUCUCUCCUUCCUUUUCUUACGCUUCCUUCUUUAAUUUUCUUCUUUCGCUUUUUCUCCCACCUUUUCUUUCUUACUUUCCUCCUCUCCUCUUUCCCUUUUUCACAUUCUUUUUCUUUUGUCCUUCCUCCUUCUCUCUCCUUCCUUCCCUUCUCUCUCUCCUCCAUUCCUUUCUUACACUUCCUCCUUCUCUCCUCUUCGCCAUUUCCUUUUUCUUACGCUUCCUCCUUCUCUCUCUUCGCCAUUCCUUUUCUUCCUUUCCUCCUUUCUCUCUUCGCCAUUCCUUUUCUUACGCUUCCUCCCUUUCUCUCUCUUCGCCAUUCCUUUUCUUUUUUUUUCCUUCCCUCUCUUCACCUUCCUUUUCGCUUCCUCCUUCUCUCUUUUUUACCUUUUCUUCCUCCUUCUCUCUCUUCGCCAUUCCUUUUUUACCUUCCUUCUUCUCUUCUUCACAUUUCUUUUUCUUACGCUUCCUCCUUCUCUCUCUUCGCCAUUCCUUUUCUUACGCUUCCUCCCUUCUCUCUCUUCGCCAUUCCUUUUCUUACGCUUCCUCCCUUCUCUCUUCGCCAUUCCAAAAUAGUCAACUUCCUCCUUCUCUCUCUUCGCCAUUCCUUUUCUUAUGCUUCCUCCCUUCUCUCUCUUCGCCAUUCCUUUUCUUACGCUUCCUCCCUUCUCUCCCUUCGCCAUUCCUUUUCUUACGCUUCCUCCCUUCUCUCUCUUCGCCAUUCCUUUUCUUACGCUUCCUCCCUUCUCUCUCUUCGCCAUUCCUUUUCUUACGCUUCCUCCUUUCUCUCUCUCUCUUCACAUCUCUUUUGCUUUGUCCUUCACUUUUCCUUUUGA